AGAGAGAGAGAGUAGAAGCUUGAGCAGCUUUUGUAGCAGCAACAUGGUCGUCGUCGUCACUACAAUCUCCAGCGACUUCUCAGUCGUAUUCGUACCGGAGAAAGGCUCGAGGAGCUGAAUCUCUUUGAUAUUUUUUUUGGGUUUUUUUUAUUUAUAGAACUGUCUCUUUCUCGGUCUGAAUCUGGUCUUUUGCGUUUUCCCUUGUGUACCCAUGUUCUGACACAGUUUAACCAUGCAUGCCCAUAUGUUCUUCUCGCUGCCCAAUCUCGCAUUCAUCGUUUCCUUGGACCUUGAGUCAUCAUAAAAGCAUUAAAACUACGAGACAGCUCGAAAGAUCUCUUUGUUUCAUCUUCCUGAGGUAAAAUCUGGUCGGACGAGGAAGCUAGCGAGAUCUGUGUUUCUUGACUCGUGAGCUUUGAUGGUUGUCUGGUGAAACCUAAAAAAAGGGCCGGUCUUUAAUGGAAAAAAACCGGUGAAACUGUUCAUGAAGAAGAUUGCGAGCUUAUGAGGCUGAAAGCGGUUUUGUUCUGCUGCACAUCCGGUUUUGGUUGAUGGGUUUUUCCCACCUCUCUGGGAGAAAUCUGGUUUUAGGGUUUUUGGAUUCUCGUUGUGGUGAUUAACUGUUUUGGGGAUCUUUAAAUUUCGUAUCUUUGAAGAACAAAACGUUGGAGUAAUUUCCGUAUCUGGCAAAAUGAGAUGGUCUUCUUCCAGUUUCAAUCCUCAAGCAGAUGAAGGAGAGAAAAGGGUUCUUAAUUCUGAGCUUUGGCAUGCUUGUGCGGGUCCUCUUGUUUCAUUACCUCCUGUCGGAAGCCGGGUCGUUUAUUUUCCACAGGGACAUAGCGAACAGGUUGCUGCUUCGACGAACAAGGAAGCAGAUGCUCAAAUGCCAAACUACCCGAGCUUGCAGCCACAACUCAUCUGUCAGCUUCACAAUGUCACCAUGCAUGCGGAUGUGGAGACCGAUGAGGUCUAUGCACAGAUGACUCUGCAGCCGCUAAACCCGCAAGAGCAAAAAGAUCCUUACUUUCCAGUGGAAUUAGGUUCACCGAGUAGACAGCCGACAAACUAUUUCUGUAAAACCUUGACUGCAAGUGAUACAAGUACUCAUGGCGGGUUUUCCGUUCCUCGUCGGGCCGCCGAGAAAGUUUUACCUCCACUGGACUACACACAACAGCCUCCGGCUCGGGAGCUGAUCGCGAGGGAUCUGCACGAUAACGAAUGGAAAUUCCGACAUAUCUUCCGAGGUCAGCCCAAGAGGCAUCUUCUUACCACCGGAUGGAGCAUUUUCGUCAGCGCUAAAAGGCUCGUGGCCGGUGAUUCAGUGCUUUUCAUCUGGAACGAUAAGAAUCAGCUACUCCUCGGUAUAAGACGUGCCAACCAGCCUCAGACCAUUAUGCCUUCAUUGGUUUUGUCAAGUGACAGUAUGCAUUUGGGCCUUCUUGCCGCUGCCGCCCAUGCAUCUUCCACGAAUAGCCGUUUCACCAUCUUCUAUAACCCGAGGGCAAGCCCGGCUGAAUUCGUGAUACCACUGGCCAAGUAUGUUAAAGCUGUAUACCACGCUCGAGUCUCGGUUGGCAUGCGGUUUAGGAUGAUGUUCGAAACCGAAGAUUCAAGUGUUCGUCGGUACAUGGGCACGGUAACUGGAAUAAGCGACAUGGAUCCUGUCCGUUGGCCAAAUUCUCAGUGGCGGUCUGUCAAGGUUGGCUGGGAUGAAUCCACUGCGGGUGAGAGACAACCUAGGGUUUCUUUGUGGGAGAUCGAGCCUUUGACAACGUUUCCGAUGUACCCUUCUCCGUUCCAUCUUCGGCUUAAACGUCCGUGGCCUCCUCCCGGGCUUUCGUCUUUCCAUGGUCUGAAAGACGUGGAUGAUUCAGGUAUGAGCUCAUGCAAUCGUGGACUCCAAUCUCUAAACUUUCCGGGUUUCGGAGUAAACCCGUGGAUGCAUGCGAGGCUCGAUCCUCCGGGCUUGCUCGGUACAGGAAAUGACCUUUAUCAAGCCAUGGCUGCAGCAGCUUUCCAAGACAUGAGAGGCAUUGAUCCUCCUUCCAAAGCCCUCGAGCCUUCAAGCUUCUCGACGAGACCCGUGUCUUUAUUACAACCUCGGAUUCCGCAGCACCGACUAUCUCAUCAGACGUUUCCGAGCAUGCCGGAAAACCAACAACCUCACUCUCGGGGACAAGCCACUGGUUCUUCUCCUUUGUCUCUGAUGUCUGAAUUUGUUUCCGCCUCUCAGUCCCUCGCGUCACCACUUCCGUCCACUACGCCGUUCUCAGACUCGCUCGGGAAUAAUCCGAUGAUGGGCUCAGCGAUUUCUCCGUUCCAUACUCUUUUGGGUGACUUUCCAGAGAAUGAAUCCCUGGCAAUGGCUUCUUCCGGUUGGCCGUUGAAGUGUGCUGCAGUUGUUGAUUCAUCUUUCCUACCCUUGGGAUCGGAGCAGUUAGGACAAUCGCAGGAAAGUAAUGUCUCGUCGGGUUCUGUCUCAUUGCCUCCGUUCCCUGGUCGGGAAUGCUCGAUCGAGCAAGAAGGAAACGCCGAUCUACAUAGCCAUCUACUGUUCGGAGUCAAUAUCGACUCCUCGUCUCUUCUGAUGCAAAGCGGAAUCGGCAUCGAGAGCAUAAAUGAUUUCUCGUCUAUAGAUGGAUCGGGUUUUCCGCAGUCUUCGGAAAACGUCGGAUUCGAAAACCCGCAAUCCCCAACCUUUGUUAAGGUAUACAAGUCGGGAUCCUUCGGAAGAUCGCUGGAUAUAUCGAGAUACAGUAGCUACAACGAGCUGAGAAGCUCGUUGGCUCGGAUGUUCGGCCUUGAAGGCCAAUUAGAGGAUCCUAUGAGAUCAGGCUGGCAGCUUGUAUUCGUCGACCGAGAAAACGACGUCCUUCUCCUCGGCGAUGACCCUUGGCUGGAGUUCUUGAACAGCGUAUGGUGCAUCAAGAUACUUUCGCCACAAGAAGUGCAAGAAAUGGGGAAACGAGGGCUCAAGCCUCUCAGCUCCGAGCCAUCCGUUCGGAAGAAGCUUACGAACGGCAACUGCGAAGAUUUCGGGAACACGCAUGACCCGAGAAAUCCUGGCAACGGUAUUGCCUCGGUGGCCGGCAGCUCUUUCGACUACUAAAAGCUACGGUUUUCGGUUUAGGGUUUCUCUACUCUCUCGCUACUGUGAUGAGUGAUGACGAUGAUGUUGCAUGCACAGUUAGCUUGUACCUUACGGAAGAAACCAGAAACCCUAACUUGAGACACAAGCUUCCUUUUUUUGCUUCAAAGCUUUGCAAAAAAACACAAUGGUCUCUUUUUUUAUAUAUAUAUAUUACAAGGAUCUCAGAACA
Messenger RNA from Tarenaya hassleriana, 3320 nucleotides. Its product is annotated as auxin response factor 6-like. The record is from RefSeq and is a predicted model, not a curated record. Gene Ontology annotation, molecular function: DNA binding; protein binding. Gene Ontology annotation, biological process: regulation of DNA-templated transcription; response to hormone. The transcript is spliced from 14 exons. Lineage: Eukaryota; Viridiplantae; Streptophyta; Magnoliopsida; Brassicales; Cleomaceae. Gene Ontology annotation, cellular component: nucleus. Bases 692 to 3109 code for a protein of 805 amino acids.